GUCUACUUCAUUUAUGGCAGGGGAGUCAGGGGAGUUUGUUUAGAGUUUAGAGUGGUUGGAAUGUUUGAUGUUUCCGUUUCAUGUUUAACCCCUUUAUUAAUAGGUUAACUCCUAUAAUCUCUAAUAUUCAAAAAAUAUAUAAUAUCCAAUAGCUCCAAUAGUAUAGUUGCUACUAUUGGCGAGACUAAUUGUUCAAUUAAUUAAAAUUAAUUGUAUGUUAAGCUUUAAUUGUGUUUUCCGAAAUUUAAAUACUGCAUAUGUUUACAAACUUGAAAUACACAUUAUUGCUUUAUAAUUGAAUUGAGUGCAUUCAAUUAUUAUUUCGGUGCGUCAAUUUAUGUUGCUAUACUAGACAUGCAGCAACCUUGAUUAUAUUAUAUAUUUAAUAUGCUGUAAACAAAGGAGAUUUGUGUAAUAACAAUGGCAGAAUCAACGGAGUUCUUUACUGGGCCUCCACCCAUUUGGCCUGACAUUAAAUCAGAACUUCGGAAAUAUAUUGAAUGCCCUGAACGAUUACCCAUACAUCAGUUGGAUAGCACUCAGUGUUACUGGCCAUACAAAGCGGAUGUUCUUUCAUUGCUAGAAUUCGAUUUGGCUCCGGUUAAUACCACACUAAAAUUCGAUCGUGAUCCAAUAACAGGCAAGAUUGGCGAGAUACAAGAGAUCAACUUGCAAGGCGCAGGGGAAACGGCAAGGAAUUCUAUGUCUAUGACUCGUGCACCCGGGCUGCUUGCAGAUGGAGUUCGAGGUAAUCCUAGUAAUAUUCCAUUUUGGCCUGGCGGUUUCGAAGAACCUAAAGUGCCUAAGACUGAAUGCGUGGACGAUAUCGACUUUGAGAAGAAUCUAAGGACAUUGGCCAAAGGAUUUAGCUCAGGUUUAGAAUUUAAAAGUGACAAUUGCACACCCAUCAAUUGCACAAGAAACGAAACGGAAGCUUCGGAAGUACCUGAAGAAACUGAAAAAUUAAUACCUAAUAACGAUAACAUAAAUUUAAUGGCUGUUAUACACGAGGAGGGGAAUUUGCUCGGUUCGUGGUCUCCAGCUGAGGAGCCGAAAAAGGAGAGCGUACAAUCUCUGGACAGCAGCAUUCCCUCUGUCGACACUUCCAUUUUACCCAAUGAUACAAAUAUACCCGUCUUGAAAAUAUCCGAGAAGAAAGCGGAACUUACAAGGACAGAAUGGGCGGAGCAGCUGGAUGUGUCCGCGCCAGUAACUGACUUUGACAAGAAAAUACCUGACCCGGCAAUCGCAUUCAGCUAUGAACUGGACACUUUUCAGAAGCAAGCUAUUCUCAAAUUGGAAGAGAACAGCAACGUCUUCGUAGCCGCGCACACAUCAGCUGGGAAGACUACUGUUGCUGAAUAUGCCAUUGCAUUGAGUCAAAAGCAUAUGACGAGAGUGAUUUAUACGUCUCCCAUAAAAGCACUGUCAAAUCAGAAAUAUCGUGAUUUUAAGAGAAAAUUUGAUAGUGUUGGGUUAUUGACUGGUGAUUUGCAAAUAAAUCAAACUGCCUCAUGUCUAAUCAUGACAACAGAGAUCCUACAGUCAAUGUUGUAUUGCGCAUCCGAUGUCUUACGAGAUCUUGAAUUUGUCAUAUUCGAUGAAGUGCAUUAUAUAAAUAAUGAAGAUAGGGGUCACGUAUGGGAGGAAAUAGUCAUUCUUUUGCCACAGAAUAUUAAUAUAGUGAUGUUAUCUGCGACCGUGCCAAAUCCAAUAAUAUUCGCGGAUUGGGUCGGUCGCAUCAAGAAGCGAAAAAUGUAUGUAAUUAGCACGUUGAAGAGACCAAUACCUCUUUUACAUUACUUGUAUACUGGCACUGACGGUAAGACUAAGGAUGACAAAUUCUUGGUUCUUGAUAGUAACGGCCAAUUUUUAUUGGAUGGAUGGUACAAAGCGACAAAUGCGUCUGACAAGAAGAAAGACAAAACCCCGAAGGACUCUAGGAGAAAAAUUCAAAUGACACCGAAGCAAGAAGAAGUAUUGUGGAGAGCAUUUGUGAGCCACCUUCAAAAUAAUGAUAUGUUACCCGUCGUCGUAUUUACUCUAUCGAGGAAGCGCUGUGAUAUGAACGCUGCCACGUUGAGAAAUCUCGAUUUAACGACCGCGAGAGAGAAGCAUCAGGUGCACAUAUUUUUCCAGCAUAACAUAAAACACCUGAAGGGUAGCGACAGAGAAUUGCCGCAAGUACUUAUGAUGCAAGAGCUCCUGGAGAAGGGCGUGGGUAUACACCACAGUGGGAUAUUGCCAAUUUUGAGAGAGAUCGUAGAAAUGUUAUUUCAAAAUGGAGUUGUCAAGUUACUAUUCGCAACGGAAACUUUUGCCAUGGGAGUCAACAUGCCGGCGCGCACGGUGGUGUUCGAUUCCAUACGAAAGUACGACGGGAACAACUUUCGCACUCUGUUCCCGACCGAGUACAUACAGAUGGCCGGCCGCGCCGGACGGCGGGGUCACGACACCACCGGUACUGUUAUAGUGAUGUGCCGACACGACGUGCCGCACUUCAACGACUUGAAACCGAUGAUGUGCGGCGAGCCGCAAACGUUGGAGUCGAAGUUCAAAGUCACGUAUUCCAUGCUUCUGAAUUUGAGAAGGGUGAACGAGUCCGUUACCGUUGAGGCGAUGAUGCGCAAAUCGUUCAAGGAAUCGCCUCUGGCCUCGCAGGAAGUGACGUACAACAACGAGCUACGGAAAAUCGAGCGCGAACUAUCGAACUUGCCGCCUUUGACCGAAAUGCAAAGGAAGCUCUCGAUGUUCUAUCAACAGGCGGUCGAUUAUCUGGAGGACGUCAAGUUCCUGAGCUCUUAUAUACUCGACUCGAAGAAGGCAGCGAAGAGUUUAACCGAGGGCAGAGUCCUAUUGAUAUCGUACGCGAAUCAUUACAAUAAACUGGCCAUGUUGCUGCAAGUUCUGUAUCACAAGAGCUCCACUCAGUACAAAGUCUUGGUACUUAAGGACGCGUCCACUUCCGGAACGGCUGAUUGCGAGUUCAAAAGUCCUCAGAUAUUCGAGAAAUGGUGCGAGAUUAUCGGCCUGACGAAGAAAGAGAUAUUUGUACCAAGCGUCAAUCCGUCGCACGAAGUUGUGACUCUGUCUCCAUGGCAUAUAUUGAAGAUAACUAAUCAUCAGAUAAAAAUUGACUGCUCUUUGGUGCUGAACGAUUGGGAAAAGAGGCAAAUCUCACGAUUCAAAAACGAUCCACCGGGACAAACGUGUCAGACAGCGGUUCAAGAAUUGAUGUCUUUAUCAUUUAACGCUUCUACCAACGCUAAGAUUCUACAACCGUACAUCGAGCCCUCAUUGAAAAAUGAUUUUCAGUUGAGGAUACAACAUAGAAACAAAUUAAAAGCCAAUCUGAAGGACAUGAAGUGCAUGGAGAUACCAAAUUUUGAAGAGCAAUUUAAACCCGUGUUCGAACGAAAUCAACUUGAAGAUAAAAAGCGGCAGCUGCAGCUUAAACUCAGCGACGAGGGGAUGGCGUUGUAUCCGGAUUAUAUGAAUAUGGUGGCACUCCUCAAACAUUUUAGAUACAUAGAUAACGACGAAAGAGUCGCCCUCAAAGGAAGAGUCGCGCUGCAAAUGGGUAGUAACGAGCUACUGAUAACAGAAUUGAUUCUCAAAAAUGUGUUAACUGUCUUACAACCGGCAGAAAUAGCAGCUUUGCUAUCAGCAUUGAUCUUCCAGCAACGCACGGAAUACCAGCCUCAACUCACGCCAAAUCUUACUAACGCUUGCAAGAUAAUGAGCGACGUGCAUGCGGAAUUGGAACAGCUAGAGCAAUACUAUCAACUGUCGACAUUGCAGCCGUUGAAUUUCGGCUUGGUGGAGGUUGUCUACGAAUGGGCGCAGGCCAAGUCGUUCGCCGAGAUUAUGAAGAUGACGGAUGUCCAAGAGGGAAUUAUAGUCCGUUGCAUACAGCAACUCGGUGAAACAUUGCGCGAUGUUAAAAAUGCGGCUGUGACCAUAGGUGAUCCGAUUUUGAAAGAGAAAAUGGAGGAAGCCUCGACCGCGAUCAAGCGCGACAUAGUUUUCGCAGCAUCCUUAUACACCCAAGACUGAAUGAGUUAUUUAACUCUCGAUACUAUCGACAAAAUCGAUGUAUUUUUUUAUAUAAAAAAAAACCAACCAA
Molecule: messenger RNA, 4126 nt
Organism: Wasmannia auropunctata (little fire ant)
Lineage: Eukaryota; Metazoa; Arthropoda; Insecta; Hymenoptera; Formicidae
Gene: tst
Product: helicase SKI2W
Exons: 11
Coding region: 421-4056 (1211 amino acids)
Biological process (GO): nuclear-transcribed mRNA catabolic process, 3'-5' exonucleolytic nonsense-mediated decay
Cellular component (GO): Ski complex
Molecular function (GO): ATP binding; RNA helicase activity; RNA binding
Source: RefSeq, a predicted model, not a curated record